Messenger RNA from Fusarium vanettenii 77-13-4, 1506 nucleotides. RefSeq lists its product as uncharacterized. Lineage: Eukaryota; Fungi; Ascomycota; Sordariomycetes; Hypocreales; Nectriaceae. Bases 1 to 1506 code for a protein of 501 amino acids. The transcript has 2 exons. The record is from RefSeq and is a predicted model, not a curated record.
AUGACCAUGUCUUCGUUCACUUCUCCGGGCAUGGCACAGUUUUGCCCCAAGAUAUCCCGCCGAAAGCUGCCAGACCCAGAGCGAUACAUUCCUUUUGUCGGCGCCUCUGGCCCCGAGCAUGUCGAAAAAUCUCAAGACCAUGCCCAUUCAGGUGGCACAUGCAGCGAUGCAACUGUCCGAGGUGCUUCGGCGCGUGAAAAUUGGCUCAUGGAUCCCAAGGGCUACACAAUUCUUACGGCGUGCGGGCCAACGCAAACCACGCGCGCCCUACGCUUCGAGGAGGGGAAAGUCUAUGGAACUCUUACUUACACCCUCUUCAAAUCUCUUGACAGACUAAAGUCGCUGGCUAUGAGUCAUAUGGCCAUCUUCCAGUUCAUCUGCGCCAGGUUCAAAGCUAUGAAGUCUGACCAGACCCCUCAACUAAAGGGGACUGGCGACUUUUCAUUUUUUGGACAUUUGCAAGGCUCGGACGAUUCCUUCUUCCCCUUGGUCGUCUUCAAAAGCGGAAAGAUCAUGGUCCAGGCAGGGGAGAUAAUGGGAGUUCAUGAGAACGACAAGCUAGUUUUAACUCCCCUGAGUACUUUCACCGACGAAAUUUGGGACAGCACGUAUGUGCUUGCAACUGCCCAAGAUGUGGGCGGAGUGACAGCCAAUGUCAACCCCAUCAACCCUACCUCAAAGAUCGAUGCUGGCUGGGUAGCCAGACCGUUGAAACUGUGCCAGCAGGUUUCUACUACGACAGAUGGGACAGCGAAACGAUCGAGUCAGGGGAGAUCCUUGCAAGAAAACCCAGUGUUCCUACCCAGCUUCACAGAAGCCACAGCACCUUUCAAAGCCAAAAUCAACGGCCAGGGUGGGUUUGAUAUAGAAGAUGGACAGGGGCAACGGGUGGACUUUGGUGGGCUCUCGCUGCUGCCAGCUCAUUCCCCAACCACACGCCCUCAGAUCCUUCGUGUUCUGGCAUACCUCUCCAGAUACCACGAGAUCGUGAGUAUGAGGCCGUCUACAGAGAAUGAGGUACUUCGAGCCAACGUCGACGUCAAGAUAUGCAACGAGUCGGAGACUCCGUUUCCAGACACCAAAAUAAUUAACGUGAAAAACGAAGAACAAGUUUGUCUGUCUAUUGUCAACAACGGCAAGGCUCCGGUGUUUGUGCACAUUCUUUAUCUUUCAGAAGACUGGGAAAUUAAAAACCUCCUAGCAAACGAGAAUACGCGACUUUUCUCUGACAGCACCGUCACGGGCGAGCAAGAUCUCACUGAAAAGCAGAUCGAGCUAGUAGUGAGGAUGACGAUCCCAGAACAGAAUAUUCUCCGUGGCAUUCACAGCUGUGAUGAUAUUUUCAAAGUGUUCGUCACCACUCAGCCUGCGCCAUUUGCGUACCUAUCCGCGGUUAGACCUCUACUACGAGGGUCGCCGACCAAAAUCGAAGACAGGUUACGAGACUCUUGGACAGCGUGGACGUUCCAUAUUCAUACAGAAUUAGAGCAGGCACUAUCUCUUUGA